Molecule: messenger RNA, 760 nt
Organism: Camelina sativa (false flax)
Lineage: Eukaryota; Viridiplantae; Streptophyta; Magnoliopsida; Brassicales; Brassicaceae
Source: RefSeq, a predicted model, not a curated record
GAAAAGCAAAUUCCAAGUUGCCCACUUGCAAAAUCAAUCUUUCCAUACACAAAUAAAAGAAAGCCCCAUACGGUUCCUUCCUCUCUUCAAAGUUGCCUUUAUAUCAUCCAACUCAAGAAAACAACAACCAAAAGAGAGAGAAAGAGAGAGUAAAGAAACAAAAAAAAUCAAGAUCAGAGAGACAGAGAUGACGCAGAUGCUUUCCGUACUCCGUCGUAACCUUCAAAACCUUCGUAAGAGCCCUCGCGUAGCUGACGAGACUGACUUGCAGCCGUCCACUGCAGGCUCAGGGCAGGGAGUAGUAGCUCAUGGAAGACGAGAAGGUUUUAAUGCUGUGAUCAUGCGGUUCCCGUUCUCGAUCAUCUCUUGCUUCGCGGUACCAAGUGUUAGCGGGACUGAUGGACUGUGGAUGUCCGGAGAUUACGGUAGUGUCUCGGAGGUUAACCAUCUUAUGGUUAGUGAUGGCAUGAGAUACGCCAUUUUAAUGUAAUUAAUCAAAAUAUAUAGUUUAUUUUUCCUUCUUUUCAUAUAUUUACAAUACAAUUAAUUAUCUUCUCAGUCUUACUUGUGUAUAGUGUGUUAAAUCUACGAGAUGUAGAACAAGUUUUGUUCUUGUAUAGAUAUAUAGAUGAAGAUUUUUGUAUUUGUAGCAUGCUUCUAGCUUUCUUUUUUUAUUUUCUGAUUCCACGUGUUCUUGCCAACUCCUUUUUUUUUCUGCUCUCUUUAAUUCAAUCAUAAUUUCGACCCCAUUUUCUCCUUA